Acanthochromis polyacanthus (spiny chromis) is the source of this 2145-nucleotide messenger RNA. RefSeq names its product malonyl-CoA decarboxylase (gene mlycd). Gene Ontology annotation, molecular function: malonyl-CoA decarboxylase activity. The transcript is spliced from 5 exons. The record is from RefSeq and is a predicted model, not a curated record. Bases 59 to 1573 code for a protein of 504 amino acids. Gene Ontology annotation, cellular component: mitochondrial matrix; peroxisomal matrix. Gene Ontology annotation, biological process: acetyl-CoA biosynthetic process; fatty acid biosynthetic process; malonyl-CoA catabolic process. Lineage: Eukaryota; Metazoa; Chordata; Actinopteri; Pomacentridae.
GUCUGCUGCGUGUUCACUGGUCGCAGGUUCCAAACGGACAGCUGAGCUCCCUCCCGGUAUGAUAUCCCACUCCGUGGUCCGGGCUCUCCGCAGCAGUGUGAGGUGCUGGAGACACCGGGCGGUCCUCAGAGCGGCUCUGGAGGCCUCGGACGUCGGCUCCUGGCGCUGGUACUCGACCCCGGUCCGUGGCGGUUUCCCGGGUAUGGAGGAGGUUCUGGCCAGGGUCGUCGCACCUUUACCGUCCUACGAGACCAGAGACAAGUCCCCCCCUCCGCCCGAAUCCAACAGCCUGGAGUUCAUGCACUUCUACAGGAGUCUGGACAGGGAGGAUAAGCUCAGCCUCCUCUCGAAGCUGUCGCAGGACUUCGGCGUGGACCAUAAGACCGUCUCAGAGCUCGCCGUUAAGCUGCUGGACACGCAGCUGCGGGACCAGGCGACCGUUUUACAGGUGGAAGACCGGCUCCGGUACAACCUAACUCCCCGGUACAAGCAGCUGCUCAGCCAUAUCAGCAGGGUGGAGGGCGGCGUGAAGUUUCUGGUGGACCUCCGAGCCGAUCUGCUUGAAAUAAUCUCAUCCAAAGCGAGCGAGAGCGCGCACAUCAGGGACCUGAACGGGACGCUGAAGGGGCUGCUGUCUGAGUGGUUCUCUGUGGGUCUGCUCCGACUGGAGAGGAUCACCUGGCAGUCGCCCUGCGAGAUCCUGCAGAAGAUCAGCCAAUACGAAGCGGUGCAUCCUGUGAGGAACUGGACCGACCUGAAGCGCAGAGUGGGACCAUACCGCCGCUGCUACGCCUUCACUCACGCUGCGAUGCCCGGAGAGCCGCUGGUCGUUCUGCACGUGGCCCUCACAGAAGACAUCUCCAACAACAUCCAGAGCAUCGUCCGCGAGUUCGCCACCCUGGACUCAGAGGAGGAUGUGAAUAAGAUCAACUCAGCCAUCUUCUACUCCAUCUCUUCAACACAGGCUGGUCUGCAGGGGGUGGAGCUGGGCAACUACCUCAUCAAGAGGGUGGUCCGAGAGCUGCAGAGUGAGUUCCCUCACAUGGCCCAGUUCUCCAGCCUGUCUCCCAUCCCAGGCUUCUCCUCCUGGCUCCAGGGUCUGCUGAGCCAGUACAGGAAGGAGGGCCGGGGCUCCGACCUCCUGUCUGAGCAGGAGUGGAAGGAGGUGGAACAGGCCACCGACUCGACCCCGGGCUCCCCUGCCGUCGACUCCCUCCGUAAGCUGAUAGCUACCAGCGAGUGGACGCGUUCGGAGAGGCUGUCCGCCGUCCUGGAGCCCGUCCUGAUGCGUCUCUGCGCCUGGUACCUCUACGGGGAGAAGCGCCGAGGCUUCGCCCUCAACCCGGUGGCCAACUUCCACCUGCAGAACGGCGCCACCAUGUGGAGGCUCAACUGGCACGCCGACACCAGCCCCAGGGGCGUGGCCAACUCCUGCGGCAUCAUGGUGAACUAUCGCUACUUCCUGAACGAGACGUCUAAGAACAGCGCCCUCUACCUGCAGAACAAGGUGAUCACAGCCUCAGAGCAGGUGCUGGGGCUGGUGUCCCAGUAUCAGAAGAACAGCAAACUGUGACAAAGACACAACAAUACGCCUGAGAGUCUUUGAUUGUGCAGGUUAGCUUGCACUUGGUGGGAAUAAUGUGUUGACUGAUGAAUAUAAUUGUGUUAAAUCCGUCCUUGGUAUUUGCCACGGUUCAACAAAUAUCCACAAACCAAUAGCUUGACUAAAUGAAUGUCAGCUGAUAUUAAUUUUGAAUUGAAACUGGAGCAUUUCUUGCGUGCCGUAGCUCGGCCCAUCUGCUGUUUGCCUCAUUAGAUUUCUGGCCGGAGCUGUUUGAUAUUGUGUAAGUGAUUCCCAGGACAGACUGCAGCUAAUGAAGCACGAGGCGUCUAUCAAUGCCGUAGCAUGUUCUGGGAUAGCAGCGACCAGAAUAAAUCAUGUUUAGAUUCUUCAUUUGGAUGAAGUGUCUCACUGUAAACAUGUCAGAGAAUACGGGGAAAUGGAUUUUCUUUCUUUUCUUUUUUUGUGCUUGGGUUUAUCUACACUUGCUGUUUUAGUGCCUUUUACCCACUAAAGCUCAAUACACAAAGGCAUGAAAUCACAGAGUGGAAAUAUUAUUUCAUAUUAAAUAACUCUAAACAAAA